UCGAGUGUGUCAGUAUGAUGGUGAUUUUGCUAAACUGCGUUACCCUGGGAAUGUACCAGCCAUGUGAGGAUAUGGACUGCCUUUCUGACAGGUGUAAAAUCUUGCAGGUAUUUGAUGAUUUCAUCUUCAUCUUCUUUGCCAUGGAAAUGGUCUUAAAGAUGGUUGCCCUGGGGAUCUUCGGCAAGAAGUGUUACCUUGGAGAUACCUGGAACCGCCUGGAUUUCUUCAUUGUCAUGGCUGGGAUGGUGGAGUACUCCCUGGAUCUCCAAAACAUUAAUUUGUCUGCAAUCCGUACUGUCCGUGUCCUGAGACCCCUGAAAGCUAUCAACCGUGUGCCUAGCAUGCGCAUCCUUGUGAACUUGCUCCUGGACACCUUGCCCAUGCUGGGGAACGUCCUUCUUCUCUGCUUCUUUGUCUUCUUCAUCUUUGGCAUCAUCGGGGUGCAGCUGUGGGCUGGGCUGCUCCGCAACCGCUGCUUCAUGGAGGAGAACUUCACAAUACAAGGUGAUGUUGUCUUGCCCCCCUAUUACCAACCUGAGGAGGAUGAUGAGAUGCCCUUUAUCUGCUCACUGUCAGGAGACAAUGGAAUUAUGGGUUGUCAUGAAAUACCCCCACUGAAGGAGCGAGGCCAUGAGUGUUGUUUGGACAAGGAUGAUUAUUAUUACUACAAUUCAGUGCGGCAAGAGUUCAAUAUCAGUGGCAUGUGUGUCAACUGGAACCAGUACUACAACGUGUGCCGUACCGGCAACGCCAACCCGCACAAGGGUGCUAUCAACUUUGACAACAUUGGGUAUGCCUGGAUUGUGAUAUUUCAGGUGAUCACACUGGAAGGGUGGGUGGAGAUCAUGUACUAUGUGAUGGAUGCACAUUCCUUCUACAAUUUUAUCUACUUUAUCUUGUUGAUAAUCGUGGGCUCUUUCUUCAUGAUUAACCUGUGCCUGGUGGUCAUCGCCACACAGUUCUCGGAGACUAAGCAGCGGGAGCACCAGCUGAUGCAGGAGCAGAGGGCCCGGUACCUCUCCUCCAGCACUGUCGCCAGCUACAUGGAGCCGGGAGACUGCUACGAGGAGAUCUUCCAAUACGUCUGCCACAUCGUGCGCAAAGCCAAGCGCCGCACCCUUGGGCUGUACAACAGCAUCCAGAGCUGGCGCCAGGGCAACGUGGAGCCGAGUGAUGCCAAACUAGGCACGAACAGGAAAAAACAGAGGCAUUACAGGCUUUGCCAGCAGCACAACUCUCUUGGCUGCCCUCCUCCAGGCUUGGUCCAGCCUGUUGCUGUGACAGCAACCUCAGAUCUCACCAACUGCCCACGAUGCCAUAGCGAGGAGCAUGAAGCAUCCAGAGGGCUCUCUGUCCUGGAUAGUACUUAUUCAGACCAGGAGGAUGGAGGAGCCAGUGAAGGGGAAGGAGAGGGCAGCAGAGAGGACCAGGGUGCCUCGACACUGGAGAAAGAGGAGGAGGUGGAAGAAGGAGGGCGGCUGAAGCUCUGCAGUGACAUGUGGCGAGAAGUGAGGGUCAAGCUCCGAGUGAUUGUGGACAGCAAGUAUUUCAACCGUGGGAUCAUGAUUGCAAUCCUAGUGAACACUAUCAGCAUGGGCAUCGAGCACCAUGAACAGCCAGAGGAAUUGACCAACAUCUUGGAGAUCAGCAAUGUGGUCUUUACAAGCAUGUUUGCUCUGGAGAUGAUCCUGAAACUUGCUGCUUUUGGUCUCUUUGAUUACCUUCGCAACCCCUACAACAUCUUCGACAGUAUCAUCGUCAUCAUCAGCAUUUGGGAGAUCAUCGGCCAGUCAGACGGAGGCCUCUCUGUGCUGAGGACUUUCCGACUCCUUCGGGUCCUGAAGCUGGUGCGUUUCAUGCCUGCACUGCGCCGCCAGCUUGUGGUGCUGAUGAAGACUAUGGACAAUGUAGCCACGUUCUGCAUGCUCCUCAUGCUCUUCAUCUUUAUAUUCAGCAUCCUAGGAAUGCACAUCUUUGGUUGCAAGUUCAGCCUCAGGACAGACACAGGAGAUACAGUUCCUGACCGAAAGAAUUUUGACUCCCUACUUUGGGCCAUCGUCACUGUCUUCCAGAUCCUAACCCAGGAGGACUGGAAUGUCGUACUCUAUAAUGGCAUGGCCUCCACCUCACCAUGGGCUUCCCUCUACUUUGUGGCUCUCAUGACAUUUGGCAAUUAUGUACUUUUCAAUCUGCUGGUGGCCAUUCUCGUGGAGGGGUUCCAGGCUGAGGGUGAUGCCAACCGGUCGUAUUCAGAUGAAGACCAGAGUUCAUCAAACGUGGAGGAGUUUGAUCAGUUUCAAGAGGUCCAGGAAGGCCCAGAUCCCAAGCUCUGUGCAAUUCCUGUAACACCUAAUGGACACUUGGACCCAUCCUUGCCCUCUUCCAACCCACCAGUGGCUGCUGGGGGGGUCACCAAUUCUUCACGCAACUCCCUGCAACUUGACCAGAUCCUUGUUGCUGUUGGAUCCCGGAAGAGUAGUGUGAUGUCCCUGGGGAGAAUGACCCAUGACCAGCGGUCCUUGUCCAGUUCCCGCAGCUCCCACUAUGGUGCCUGGGGCCGCAGCGGAGCCUGGGGGAGCCGUCGCUCCAGCUGGAACAGCCUGGCCCGGGGACACAGCCUGAAACACAAACAUCCCUCAGCCGAGCAUGAGUCCCUCCUGCCUGGGGAAACUCACAGGGCAGCACAUGGGGAGACGGAUGGGACAGGAAGGGUAUUUCAUCACCGCCGGACACUCUCUCUGGAUAAUAAAGGCUCCUGUGACCUGCUGGAGUUGGCCUCGGUCCCGUCCAGCCACAGAGUGACCCAUAAGCUGGGAGCACUGCCUGGAGCCAGCGAGCAUCAGGACUGCAAUGGCAAAAUGCCCAGUAUUGUCAAGGAGAUCUUCCCAAAGAUGAACAAUCGCAAGGAGCGGGGAGAGGAUGAUGAAGAGAUAGAUUAUAGCCUGUGCUUUCGCAUCCAGAAGAUGAUGGAAGUCUAUAAGCCAGACUGGUGUGAGUUACGGGAAGACUGGUCCAUAUAUCUCUUCUCUCCACAAAACAGGUUUCGCCUCCUCUGCCAAACCAUCAUUGCUCACAAGCUCUUCGACCAUGUCGUGCUGGCCUUCAUCUUCCUGAACUGCAUCACGAUUGCCCUGGAGAGACCACAGAUUGAGCACAGAAGCACGGAGAGGAUCUUUCUCACUGUGUCCAACUACAUUUUCACAGCAAUUUUUGUAGCUGAGAUGACACUGAAGGUGGUCUCUCUAGGCCUGUAUUUUGGGGACCAGGCUUAUCUCCGCAGCAGUUGGAACAUCUUGGAUGGCUUCUUGGUCUUCGUUUCUCUCAUUGACAUUGUGGUCUCAGUGGCCUCUGCUGGUGGUGCCAAAAUCCUGGGGGUGCUACGAGUUCUCCGGCUGCUGCGCACCUUACGUCCCCUCCGAGUCAUCAGUCGAGCCCCUGGCCUGAAGCUGGUGGUGGAGACACUCAUUUCUUCCCUCAAGCCCAUAGGAAACAUUGUCCUCAUCUGCUGUGCUUUCUUCAUCAUCUUUGGUAUCCUGGGUGUGCAGCUCUUCAAGGGCAAGUUCUACCACUGCCUGGGAGUCGACAUCAGAAACAUCACCAACCGGUCCGACUGCAUGGCCGCCAACUACAAGUGGGUACACCACAAGUAUAACUUCGACAACCUGGGACAGGCUCUGAUGUCCCUCUUUGUUCUGGCUUCCAAGGAUGGCUGGGUCAAUAUUAUGUAUAAUGGACUAGAUGCUGUAGCUGUUGACCAGCAGCCAGUGACCAACAACAACCCCUGGAUGCUACUCUACUUCAUCUCCUUCCUCCUCAUUGUCAGCUUCUUUGUGCUCAACAUGUUCGUGGGGGUGGUGGUGGAGAACUUCCACAAGUGCCGGCAGCACCAGGAGGCUGAGGAGGCGCGCCGGCGGGAGGAGAAGCGCUUGCGACGCUUGGAGAAGAAGCGAAGGAAGGCGCAGCGUUUGCCGUACUAUGCUACCUACUGCCCCAUACGCCUCCUUAUUCAUUCGGUCUGCACCAGCCACUAUUUGGACAUCUUCAUCACUUUCAUCAUCUGCCUCAACGUGGUCACUAUGUCCUUGGAGCACUACAACCAACCUGUGUCCCUGGAGACCGCCCUCAAGUACUGCAACUACCUGUUCACCACCGUCUUUGUGUUUGAAGCAGUCCUCAAGCUGGUGGCAUUUGGUCUGCGGCGAUUCUUCAAAGACAGGUGGAACCAGCUGGAUCUGGCCAUUGUGCUGCUGUCUGUCAUGGGCAUCACACUGGAAGAGAUUGAAAUCAAUGCUGCUCUCCCAAUUAACCCCACUAUCAUCCGGAUCAUGAGGGUGCUGCGUAUCGCCCGGGUCCUGAAGCUACUGAAGAUGGCCACAGGAAUGCGAGCCCUGCUGGAUACCGUUGUUCAAGCCCUGCCACAGGUGGGAAACCUUGGACUUCUUUUCAUGCUCCUCUUUUUCAUCUACGCUGCUCUAGGAGUGGAGCUCUUUGGAAAACUGGUAUGCAAUGAUGAGAACCCCUGUGAGGGCAUGAGCCGCCACGCCACCUUUGAGAACUUCGGGAUGGCCUUCCUCACACUUUUCCAGGUGUCCACAGGUGACAACUGGAAUGGGAUCAUGAAGGAUACUUUGCGUGACUGCAGCCACGAUGACCGGAGCUGCCUCAGCAACCUGCAGUUCAUCUCCCCACUGUACUUUGUCAGCUUUGUGCUCACAGCCCAGUUUGUCCUCAUCAAUGUGGUGGUAGCCGUGCUCAUGAAACAUCUCGAUGACAGCAACAAAGAGGCCCAGGAGGAUGCAGAGAUGGAUGCUGAGCUUGAGCUGGAAAUUGCUCAUGGGCUGUGCUCCCGCAAGUCAGGCUCUCCAAAUUCAGGACAGGGAAAAGGAGCAGGAACAGGAGGAGAUGGUGGUAGAACAGAUCCUGAAGGACAUCUGUGCACAAGAUGUUACUCUCCAGCCCAGGAGAACUUAUGGCUGGACAGUGUCUCUUUAAUUAUUAAGGACUCCUUCGACGGGGAGUUAAUGAUCAUCGAUAACCUAUCGGGCUCCGUCUUCCACCAUUACUCCUCGCCGGCCAUGUGCGAGAAGUGUAACCAUGACAAGCAAGAGGUCCAGCUGGCUGAAAUGGAAGGAUUAUCCCUGAACUCAGACAAGUCCUCUUCCAUCCUUCUAGGAGAUGAGUCAGACAAUCGAAACACUUCUCAGCUGAGUCCUAAGCAGAUCAAGCAGGAUGGCCAGGACAGCCCUGACUCCAGUGGGGCAGACAAUCUUGGGGAAUGCCUGCUCCCAAUAUCCAGUGAGGAUGGCUCUACAAACCCCGACAGUUACCUGUGUGAAAUGGAGAAUACUCCCUUAAACUCAGUCCAGUCUUGGCUAAAGCAUGAAAGUACCAAAGUCUCUCCUAGCCCCUUCCCUCCAGGUGCAUCUUGCCCUCUGUUACCUGUACCAGCAGAAUUUUUCCACCCAGCCAUGUCUGCCACCCAGACAGGGCCUGAGAAGGUCUCGAGUCCACACAACCUUCCUAAGAUCUCUCUGCAAGGCUCAUGGGCAUCACUGAGAUCUCCGAGUGUGAACUGUUCGCUUCUUCAUCAGCCGCCUGACAGUGAUACCUCGCUGGACAGCCGGAGCAGCAGCUCAGCAGGCAGCCUGCAGACCACGCUGGAGGACAGCCUCAACCUCAGCGACUCUCCUCAGUGCACCCUGGAUCUCCCGGUGGCUCUGUGUCCUAUGCCAGCUGCGGACAGCCAAAGACCCCUGGCAGCUCCCCUCUCCCCUGCCUCCCGCCGCCGGAGCCUGCGGGGCCGGGGGCUCUUCAACCUGCGAAGUAUGUGUCGUCAUCAGCGCAGCCACAGCAGCGGUGGGAGCACCAGUCCCGGCUGCACUCACCAUGACUCCAUGGACCCCUCUGAUGAGGAGGGGGCGGGCAGCAGCCUGCGGGGGGGUGGCAACAACAGCGAGCCCUCGGAGACCCUCAGCAGCCUCUCGCUGACCUCCCUCUUCUCGCCCCCACCACCAGGGCUGACCGUGGUGAAGAAGUGCAGCAGCACCAGCAGCCUCCACGCCAGCCCCUCGCCCCGCCGCCCCGCCAUCCACCACGCCAAGCCCUUCUACACCGUUGACCCCCGGGGCUUCCUCUCGAUGCCCUCCUGGGUGACGGACUUCUGCAAGGACACCCCCUCGCCCAGGGAAGGAGAGGAGUCAGGCGGCCCCGACAGACUGGGGGCAGGGGACCGAAGCUCCCCGCUCCCUUCUGAGCUGGAGCUGGGCGAUGGUGUCAGCAAGAGAAACAGAUGAGGGUCCCUGAGGUGCAGGGAGGGAGCAUUCGGCCGCUGGCAUGGGGAGCAUGUUUCACUAGCUUCUCCCCAGCAGCAAUUCCAAAGGAUUUGCAAGAAAAAGAAACAGGCAAACAAAAAUUUAUAAAUAUAUAGAUACGUAAAUAUAUAUAUAUAUUUUAUAUAUAUAUAUAUAUAUAUAUAAUAAAUACUCUGAUACCGUACCUCAGAGGCGUGGGAGAGUGCAAGCAAUACGGGAAUGGUCCUGCCUAAGGGCAAGACCUGGACCAUCACCACAGAGACUAUAGUGACAAGAAAAGGCCAUGGGGCUUGUAGGGACAGGCCCCUCCAGCCAGGUGACUGCCACGUGGCAGCUGUUUAGUUAUAUACAUAUACAUAUACAUAUAUAGAGAGAUCGAUUUAUUUAUUUUUUUUACCAAGAGAUUAAGAAUUUCAGAAAGUACUAAGGAGGAACAAGCGAAGAGGGGCUGAAGGAGCUGCUACACCAAACAGGCAGGGUGGCAGUGAAGGGAAGGGAAGGGAAGCAGGGUGAGCAGCAAGGGAAGAGCUUGCCUUGCCUGUUUUCUGGGAACUUCCUUAUUGUCCAUGCUUCCGUUUCAAAUGUUAAAAAUUGUGGGCCAGAUCUUCAUGGCAAGUGUAAAUUGGCAAAACAUGAUUGUAUGCUAUUGGUGUAAAGCAGCAGAGCUCUGGCUCGAGGUGGAUUCACGCUGAUUUACAGCAGGUGAAAAUCUGGCCCCAGCAGCAGGGAAAAGCAAACAGCCAUGGAGCACGGGAAACAUUUUGAGGUGAAAAGCCUCACUUUGAAAGGAAUGUGUGAACACAGCAGGCAUGAUCAUGGGAGGAGGGGAUGGAGGCUACAUGGCAUAUUUUUGUUGUUGUUUUGUUGGGUUUGUCUUUUUCAUUUUCCAAAGAAAGAAAACUGCUAAGGGAAAAAAAUUACAAGACUCAUGGAGAAAUUUGAAGUGGGAGAGGCGGGAUGGAAGGAAGGUGGGAGGUAAAAAGGGGAGAGCAAAUUGAACUUUUCCUCCUUCCAUUUACAGUAAUUGUGAUUUCUUUUUUUAGAAGCCCAAAGGUCCAAAAAUCAACCCUAGAAAAACUUAUCUGUUAUUUUUGUAUCUAUAGCUAUAUAUAUUAAAAGCAAACAAAAACUAGAAUAUUAAAAAAUACAUAAAAGCAAAGGGGGCUUCAACAACACAAAACUCAGUCAGUUCCCUGGCCGAGGGCUAACCCUGUUCCAAGUUCUAGUGGGAAGACCCAACAAGGACAGUCUCAACUCAGUGGUGACUGCCUCCUCUCCAGCAUCAUCCUUUGGUGUUUUCCUGAUUUGCAUCAGUGUAGCUGGGACCAGAGUCCUAUUCUCUGCCAACUGUGGACAUGGAGAGCAGGGAAUACUGAUGGGUGUGGGGAUGUGUGUGCAUACAAUUGUAAGGGUGUUCAUGUACGUUCUGUCCAGGCUGACUGGCUCACCAGCUGGAGAGACGGGUGAGAGGGACAAGGAGAACUGCAUCUCUCCUUGUUUCUGCCUUGCAUGGCAGUGUGAGUGGAGAGAGCUGCACUGUGGAGGGUGAGGGCAGAUCAACUUCUCUAACCAUGACCUGCCUCAGGAUCCAGGAUGCAAUCCAGUGAACACAAUCCUCUCCCAAUGUGGUUGGAGCAAGGCCUCUAGAGGCUGCAUCCCUCCUUGCUUUUCCAGAGGUAUAACUGCACAAAUCUCCUUCCUGGCAGGGCCAACCUGGAUCUCCUCCUGCAGCAAUGUCAAGGUUUUGUACCCUUUCCAGAUUUGCAGGUGGGUAAGAAAACCAGCCACUUGAGAGGGACAAGGAAUUUCAGACAUCAUCUGCCACCCCAGCAAGGUUCCACUAAGGUGUGUCAGAGAAGGUGGAGUGGGAAGGGCAGCAGGGAGAAGCCAGCCACCCAAUGGAGAUGUGAAGGUUUGGAGGCUGGUGCACCGAGAAGGAGCAGGGCUCCCUCAGGGCUUCCUGUCCCAUUUUUUCCAUCAGAACAAGAGGGCCCCUGCAGCCCUCACAGAGGUCUCCCAGCUGGCAUAUGAAGCAUUGUGAAGUGGGCGACACAAAACAGAUGUUCUGGUAUUAUUGUGACCCAUCUGACUUUAAAGCAGCUGCUGCAUCUUACAAACCGGGGCUGUAAGCAGUGAGCACAACAAAUGGGACCAACAGCCAGGAAAAGGAUAAUUACUGUGUGAACUUAAUUUAUUUGCUGGAAGGAGUGUUUGCUGUGUUGCAAGUGUGCAUGCUGACUGCAGGGAGGUCAGACCUGUAAGGAGAGAAGAGGAGAGCCUGGGUCCUUGUCCUUGCAGAAAGGAUGCAAAUCUAGUUUUAUUAAAGCAAUAAUAAGGGUCUUUAAAUGCUUUUUUUGCAUUGAUGGUUCUUUGGGUGAGUUGCCCGUGCUUGCUGUCCUGAGGAGGGACGAGACACAUGGUUUCACAUCCUCAGGGAAGGAGGGAAGUCGCUCCCCAAAUGGCUGAACAAUGAACUUGGGUUGCACAAGGCUUAGACCCAAACCCAGAGCUGCUUUGAAGCCAGAGGUAGGGCUUACAAAAAAACCCCAAACAGUUGAAACCUAUCCAAACCCAGGACAAUUCAAAGCAGAGUGUUUCCUGGAAGAUGGCCAUAAGGAGAAUGGAGGUGGGACUCCAAGCUGUCCUGGUAGUUGUGUGGGCCGUGAAAUGUUUCAGUGGAGGAAUGGGAGAAAGGUGAGAGAUCAGUGUGGUGCUAGACAAUACCCCAAUAUUUGAUCAUGAGAGAAACAUGACCUGCACUUGGGAUGGCUGGGAGGAAAGAACUAUCAAAAGAUGUUGGGGAAGAUUGUGGUGAUGACCUCACGGGGGGACUACAGCCCCUAGGAUGGAUGCUCUCUCAGCUUAUUCUUGGUUGUCCAUGGAAGUGACUUGCAAGGAAAAACAUCUUUGUUUCUCCUGUGGUUUGGGGUUCAUGGCAGUCGUUUGGCUCUGAGAGUUGUCUCCCCUUUGCCUCCCAUCAGGGUCAUGCCAGCUCUCCCAUCUCCCUGCAAAAGGGCAUUCACUCUCUACCAUAUAACUUCAGCAAAAGGCUUCUGCCUUAGGAAGGAGGUUGCCAUGGAAACAGAAGACUAGGUUAUCUUUAGAGAAUAUUUUGUCUCUCUCUUUUAAUUAUUUACUAACAGUUUGAAGAAACAUCUAUCCUUUCUGAAAAGGAAGCAGAAUACUCAACCCCAGCAAACACUUUGGUUUUUUGCUGGGGAUUUCUGUGGCGGGGCAGGUUGUACAGUUUCUCUUGGCAAGAGCUGCCUUUCCCAGCUAUGCUUGGCUCUUGGCACACAAAAACCUCUGUCAUCACCCACCCACCUCCCAGACAACACCUGAGGGUAGCCCAGGAUUUGCCCAGGCAUCUUUUCAGCCUCCUGUACUCCCCACUUCCUACUGGGGACUAUCGCAGGCAGUUCCUGCCAGGACGCUCUUUGCUGCCAUCAGCCCGAUAUCACUCUGUUUUGUCCAGCUGCCACACUACCCUUGUGCCCAGCUCUCCCCCACGUCUGCCACUGAAAGCAGUCCCUCUCCCUGCUCGAUACUGAGCUCCUCCUUGAGCUCACACAUUGCUGCCAUGUCCUGCUCUCGCUGCUGCUGCUCUUUUUAUCUUGGCUCAACAGGUGGUUUUCUGAGUCUUUUUUUCUAAACCCUCCCUGUAAAUUUUCCUCCUCUACCAUGACCUCUGGGCCUGUUAGUGUUUUUUAUUGCAGCUGCAGAGCAGAGCCCAUCCCUAGUGCUUCCCACCUUCUCUUUCACAUGGAAUCCACAACUGCUCCAACCUGCCCAUGGAAAACACACCAGUAUUCAGUAUUUCUUCUGCACCCAGAGACUCUGACUCAGCACAGUCAAAUGAGUGAAGUAUACCACUAGAUGUGCUUCUCACGGCUUCUCAGUCUUCAUCUGUCUUCCUUACUACUACCAAAAAUUCCUUAUGAAAUUAGGUAUAUAGGAAUCAAUUGCCAGUGUGACCACUGUUUUCUUUCAUGGAAAGUUGGCAGUGUGAUGCAUUUGGGUUUCUGGGGGUUUUUUGUGGGGUUGGGGUUUUUUCUUUCAUUUUGGGGAUUUUUGUGAGGCCAAGUCCUGUAAAGGACUGAAUACCACGAAUCCUCUAUGAAAUUAAUGAGUUGAGUAGGACUGGGGGAGGGGGAAGGCAGAAGCUGAAAACAUUACUGACCAGAAAAUUAAUUUUUCAGACAGAAGAAAUAUAAAGCAGAAAUCCUUGAAGUGUUCAAGGAAUAGAAUUUUUUAUUUUUCCUUUUAGCUGAAAAUGAAAGGAUUCCCGCCAAAAUGGUUCUCAUGUUCAAAAUGCUUCCAUAGGGCAUCACAGAGGUAUUGUGUUCUUUUUGGGCCGUGGUGACUGAAUCCUCGAGACACCAGGCCAGUCAUCCACCCACAGGGCACUGAAGAUUGGUCCCCAGGCAGUGAGGUGUCUGCAGGACAUGUGCCCUGCACACACACCUUGCAAUGAGGGCAAAAGUCUUUGUAACACCAGCUCAGGAGCAGACACUUAAUUUUAGCCAAUAUAAUUAAAAACUUAACAUUUCUUAUGGAAGAUAAGGAGGUAAGCAGCUUUGGUUCACUUGUUUUUAUCACAAGAAUUUCACAGAGAAGAAAAAAACUAAACCCCACUGAUUUUUUUAACUAGCUAAGAUACAAAACACUUGUAGGAAGAGCUUGGUACUUUGCAAAGUCAGGCAUCUGGAUGUGUGCCACCCAGUUUGACCUGACUUUCCAAAUAUCUCCUUCCCUAGUCAUCAUGAAUACUUUAUCUUAUGAGAUCAGCCUUACUUCGGUCUUUUUUUUCCCCCAUGUUAUUUUUGUUCCUUGCUAGGGAGUGGUUUCCAGUAGGAACUCACUACCUCCAUGUCUUUGAGUUACCACUCAUUUUUUUCAUCUCAUUUAGACAUAUAUAUUUCUCCUCUAGCAAUUUUUCCUUCUUCUACAUAUUUCCAAGCCACGCUUUGAGCAGGAGCUGGCAAUCUGCUGUUCAAUAUUUAUGCCUCCCGGCCACUUCUAGAACAGAUGUGCUCAAUUUGCAAGUAAGGAGCACUCACCCCCAACAAAACCAGCCAACCAUACUCUGUGUUGCAGCGUGCCUCUGCUUUUGCUCCAGCAUCAGCUGUGGCAAUAAGGGCUCUGCCCUUCCCCUUAUGCCAGUGAUGGGAUUGCACAGAUGAACCUUGUGACUGGGUUCAUUCUCACUUUGCAUAUCAGCACAGCUGCUGAGCAUCUUUCAUGCUCGUGACAUUAGUAAGAGAAGGGGGGACUCAGCACCUCAUGAAGUUGCUCCAGUGAGCAGCUGGGCUGUUGCCAUGUAAAGCACAGCAGGCUCCAGCUCACACUCCCUCUUUGCUGUGCAGCGCUGUGGGCACAGAGGAAUACAAAUCUUUUUCCUUAGCAGUGUUGUCUGUAGUCGCCAAAGUCAGAAGAUACAGCUCUCCCUUCGUCUCAUGGUCCACAGAGCAGAAUGAUAGGAGUAAGAGAGGCACUAUUUUUCCAAGACAUUUUCCUGGAGACCAGAGCACUUUAACCCGCUGUCUUAUGCUGCUUUAAUUAUCUGUAUUGGUUUGGAAAACUUUGAAAGGUGCUGUAGCUUUAUUUUGGGUUUUUGAGGGUUUUUUUUUGCUUCUGGUUGCUGCAGCAGUGUUGGUGCACACAGUACACCAUGUAAAAAAAAAAAAAGCUCCUUCUGCAGCAUUUCCCCUCUCUUUCCUCCAGCUUACUCAUCCUGGAUGAUUUUUUUGCACUGCAAGCUACCUGCUUGUGCUGACCACAGUGUAGUGGGAUUUGUCAUUGCCACCACUUUCUUUCUCUUCUUUGCUUUCUUAUGACUGCUGCUAAGGGAAUAGCACUGAAUGUUCCUUCACUGGAGUCUGUCAGAGACUGUCAGAGUAUCUUCAAAAAGAGGGCUAGCAACCACCCAGCACAAGCAAGCAGGGCAACCAUCCCUCCUUCAAUCAGAAACACAUAUGAGCUAAGAUGCUGCUUCAAAACAAAUUGUCAGCAAUACCAUGGGAUGUGAGGAUGACAAUCUGAAGAGAAAAUAUUUUUCAGUGAAACAUCUUUAAUCUGAGCUUUUGUUCUUACAUUGAAAAGUGCCUUCUUAGGGAGAGAGCCACCCACACACAAGCAGAAGUGUCAUUCAAGAACCCAAGGUAUGUGGUCCAUGCACAGGCAGGUAUUUCUAUUACCCUGCAAGUUCUUGGCAUAAGCCUUGCUAUCAAACUAUCACAGCUUUGGAGAUGAAGUAUCAGAGGAAUCCCCCAGAUGCUACUCAUCUUCAAAAAAAGGGACAAAUUGGGCAGGCUGUAUCAGGUAAGCUUUCCUCUAAAACUACCACUGUCACCCUUAGCCGCAUUUAAUAAUUGUUGGGCUGAUAACAAUGAAAGCAGAUAACCCCAUUUCUCCUUUCAAUUACAACUUCACCAACACAGUUAAUUUAUGUUCUCACACACUUCUCCCACCUCCUUAUCUGAACCGUAUUAAGGGUUUGUUUCAAGAUUUGUUCUACGCACAGAAAUACUACACACAUUCUAGAUAACAAUAGAUCUUUCUAAGAAAAAAACUGUGUGCAAUGUAAAUGGGAUGAUGUGGAUAAAAUAUCUGCUUUUGUGUGUAUAGUCCCUCUAUAUACAUAUAACUGACCUGUCCCCCUGUAUGUUUAUAUUUCUUGGCACAAAUUUUUGAGAUUACCUUCCAUUGAAUGUAGAGUUAAUAACACAUGAGAGACUGUUAAUCAUUGGCCACUGAUUAGUUUCUGCUGUUAUUGUAAACCCAGGCAUAGGAGAUAAAUCAGGAAGAAAGAAAAAGAAGGAGAAUAAAAAGGAAACUUACAACAAACAACAUGGCAUUAAAUUAAAAAAAAGAGAGACUAUUCUGAAAAUCCCUCAGUGUAUGCUCAAUAU
Molecule: messenger RNA, 13222 nt
Organism: Chiroxiphia lanceolata (lance-tailed manakin)
Lineage: Eukaryota; Metazoa; Chordata; Aves; Passeriformes; Pipridae
Gene: CACNA1I
Product: calcium voltage-gated channel subunit alpha1 I
Exons: 35
Coding region: 15-6293 (2092 amino acids)
Biological process (GO): positive regulation of calcium ion-dependent exocytosis; neuronal action potential; calcium ion import
Cellular component (GO): voltage-gated sodium channel complex; plasma membrane; voltage-gated calcium channel complex
Molecular function (GO): low voltage-gated calcium channel activity; voltage-gated sodium channel activity
Source: RefSeq, a predicted model, not a curated record